Suillus clintonianus is the source of this 946-nucleotide messenger RNA. RefSeq lists its product as uncharacterized. Bases 92 to 940 code for a protein of 282 amino acids. Lineage: Eukaryota; Fungi; Basidiomycota; Agaricomycetes; Boletales; Suillaceae. The transcript is spliced from 3 exons. The record is from RefSeq and is a predicted model, not a curated record. Gene Ontology annotation, biological process: biosynthetic process. Gene Ontology annotation, cellular component: cytoplasm. Gene Ontology annotation, molecular function: isomerase activity.
GUACAUCCACUUGUCACACUCACUCGUCUUCAGUUUCAAGUUCGGGUUCAACAACACGAUAUCGAUACCCCUCAUCUCACCCUGAGACAAUAUGACUACCUUUCCCUAUGUCAUCGUAAACGCAUGGGGGCGUUCAGCCUUCGAGGGUAAUCCAGCUGUUGUCGUCGCUCUCCCACCAGGAUUCGCGCAGCCCAUCUGCGUUUUCCUGUCGCUAUCUCCGGACGAUUCUACCCUCCUCGACGUUCGGUACUAUAUCAAUUCUUAUGCACCACUUAUCUGUGGACAUGGGAUGUUCGCUUCAGCGAAAGCGCUAUGUACAAACACCUUGCCAUCCCUUGGUCAAUGGGGACCCGAAGUAAAGUUCCGCACGAAGGCUGGAGCCAUUAUUUCUGCGUACAUGGUCACAGACAGCGAAUCUGAUGACGAAAUGUACGAGAUUGCACUCCCCGCCACUCCAGUGACCACCUUUCUGAACGCAGAGACGACCAGGAUUACAAGUAUAAUCAAGGAGGCCGCCGGCAGGGAUGUGCAGGUAGAGUAUAUCGCCAAAGGCGACGGCAAGAUGGGUGACUACUUGAUGAUUGUUGUCGGUCCAAAUGAAAACAUAGGCGACAUGAAAUUAGAUAAAGAAGUCCAGCGCAAAACUUCUUAUACCAUCAACAUCAUCACGCACGUUACGCCUGACGCUGAUCAAAUCUUCGUCUCACGUAUGUUUGCGCCUGCAGCAGAUCUCCCUGAAGAUCCGGUCUGUGGAAGUGCGCACACGUUGCUCGUACCUUACUGGGCGAGUCGGCUCGGGAAGAAGGAUCAGGAGGAGAUGCAUGUUCGUCAGGUGAGCCCGCGUGGAGGAGAGCUGUGGGUGGCUUGGAAUCAGGAUGAAGGUCUUGUCCGGCUCAAGGGCUACGCGAAGGCUUUUGGAAAGGGUGAAUUUACCAUUUGAAUUUGU